Penicillium subrubescens is the source of this 1692-nucleotide messenger RNA. RefSeq lists its product as uncharacterized. The coding region runs from base 347 to 1453 and encodes 368 amino acids. NCBI's taxonomy places the organism in Eukaryota, Fungi, Ascomycota, Eurotiomycetes, Eurotiales, Aspergillaceae. The record is from RefSeq and is a predicted model, not a curated record. The transcript is spliced from 5 exons.
CCCAUUUAAUGUCAGGGCCCGCUACCUAGCAGCAUUACUCUGCGAUCGCGGGUCCAUUCGGAUCCUUCGAGGCUUCGAUGGAGGCGAUGGACCAUCGCGAUUCGCGAUCCAUGGACAGGGACCAGGGUGCUGGCCAGGGUGCUGGCCAGAUAUUGGAAUACCUGGCCCCUACUCUCGAAAUUGUGUGAGUUCCUUGCGGCCUUGCAGACGUGCAGGCGUGGAGGACGGCGCACACGAUGGAUCCGGAGUUGACUUAAGAUGAGGACUCUGCUCCCUGGGGACGCUUUCCUUGCGCGGACUCUGACCAUCAGUCAUGCAGAAUUAAGAAUUCGUCGAGGUGACGAUCAUGGCCAACGCUCCGGGGGCUGUGGAUACCUCGUACAGCGGCGACUCGCUGAUGGGCGUGUCAAUCGCCAUUGCGGUGCUCCAGGUGCUGAUAGUUACUCUACGGUUCUACGCCCGCUCAGUACAGCGAGUCGCACUCGCAUUAGACGAUUAUCUGAUUCUUCUGGCACUGAUUGCCAGUCUGGGACAAUCUGCCCUAUACAUAGUCUUGCUCCAGGUCGCGGGCCUGGGAUACCAUCUUGAAUAUGUCUUGCAGACUCCCGAGAAACUCGUCGCUUUACAGAAGGGCCUAGUCGCGAACCAAGUCCUCGACUUUCCCUUCACAGUCACGCCCGCCAAGAUCUCCAUUCUGCUGUUCUAUGCGCGCAUCUUCACCACCACAAAUUUCCGCAUCCUCGCCGGCAUGGUGGGGGCGAUCGUCCUCGCCCAUGGAAUUAGCGUGUUCUUCGCCGCCAUCUUCCAAUGCUUGCCCGUGCAGUACGCCUGGGACAAAAACAUCCCGGGCGGAUCGUGUUUCGACCAGCAGGCCUUUUAUCGCUACGUCUCGCCGCCGAAUAUCCUGACUGACGUGCUCAUUCUCAUUAUGCCGCUGCCGUUCGUCUGGCGGCUGCACACGCGCCUGACGCAAAAACUCGCCUUGACGGGCGUGUUUAUUCUUGGAGGGCUAGGCACCGUGGCGAGCAUUCUGCGGAUGACCAUCUUUUUUCAGGAGAACGCCAUGACCGACCCAACCUGGGCCUCGGUCAACCUGGGUAUUUGGACGGUGCUGGAAGGCAGCAUCAUCAUCAUCGCGGCCUGUCUCCCCUCGACCUGGCCGCUGAUCGUGCGGAUUCUUCCGCGCGGCCUGAUGGGCAAGGCGUUCUCGCAGAACCAUAGCCGCCACCGGUACCCGACCAAGCAUGCCAAGCCCAAAGGGGCGGACGGAUUCUCCCGGCUGGGCAAGCACGCUACCGGUACGACGGAUAAAUGGCCUCUGGCCGCGAAUCCUUCGCUUGAGAACCAGAGCGUGUCACUGUCCACCCACACCCUCGAUCCAACACUAGUCAAUGCCGAGAGUAUCUCCCUUCGGAGUAUGAAUGAAAUCCGAGAGGAACCGAGAUUUUCAUGACCGGUGAUUUGCCGUUUGGCGGACUCCGGAGUAGGCAUUACAAAUAUAUACAAAUAUACUUAAAUAAAUGCCAAACAUCCGUCUGUGCGUCCUUAUCUCAACGGAUGUGCAGAUAGCCCCCACGAGCAUGGCCAAGCCUCUUCUCCACAAAUUAUCCACUGCUGAGUGUCGUCGGCGAGAUUCAGCCAUCCAGACCAGGACCAGGAUGCGACAGAGGAAAUUCAAUCAAGCGGUACUUC